Acanthopagrus latus (yellowfin seabream) is the source of this 4498-nucleotide messenger RNA. RefSeq lists its product as uncharacterized. NCBI's taxonomy places the organism in Eukaryota, Metazoa, Chordata, Actinopteri, Spariformes, Sparidae. The record is from RefSeq and is a predicted model, not a curated record. The coding region runs from base 133 to 3045 and encodes 970 amino acids. Gene Ontology annotation, cellular component: nucleus; cytoplasm. The transcript is spliced from 4 exons. Gene Ontology annotation, biological process: response to muscle activity; regulation of DNA-templated transcription.
CCCCAGUCUGACACAUGCAAGGACAGACGGACAUUAGACCUGAAAUGUCCCUGCAGGGAGAAAGUAGUGACACCUUCAAACUGGACGCUUCGUCUUUCUGCCACAGAGUGAAGAGCAGGUGAGGUUAUCAGAAUGGAUGAUUUAGAUCACAGCAUGCACAUUGCAGAGUAUGACUGGACGAGCUUCUAUGAGGACAGUGAGGAGUGUGGCCUGCUGCAGCCUUCGCUCGCCUGCCCAGAUAACUUGAGCCUCAGUGACUCAGAGGAUUCGGGGAAGUCAAGUUCGGUCGUCAGCACAGACCAACGGGAGCUGCAGCGGAGCCCUGCCGCAAACAGUGAUGAGGCUGCAGGAUGCUGCGAGGAAGAAGUGCAGAUUAAACAGCCUGAUCUCACCAUGAAGGCUGAAGAAGACCCUGAAGGACGGGUGAAGUCUGACAUACGUCUCGAUCAUCCAGAGGAGAAAAGAUUUACCACAGAGGAGACAAACAUCGCAACAACACUGCGAACUGAGCAACUUUACGUGCAGUCCUCAGACGGCGACGCGCAAACGGAGAGCGACACCUCAUCCAUACAUGAAACUGACCCAUUGUCUGGCAGCCAAACAGAGCUAAAUGUGAGCGAGCAGCACAGUGCCGACAGAGCUGUGGGCAGUGUCGCUCUCAGGGAAGAAAAAGAGCGCUGGUUCGUGACGGUGAACGACAGUCCUGCACGACAGCGGGCGCGUGCAUCGUCCAUGAAAAAAAAACAAAGAAAAAAAAAAGCUUCUAAGAACAAUCGCGCCCGCAGAGCCCCACCUGAAAAUGGCUUUGUGUCAGAGGUGACUAAAGGUAAUGAUGUAUCUGAAGGAGGGAGGAGGGCAGGGGGCAAAACACAACUGAACCAAAAUGCUGAGGAAAAUCCUGGGAGCGUUCAGACGGGAGUCGUUUCGGAUUCAACAUCUAGUGUGGAAGGCGGUUCAUCAGACAAACUGGUCACAACAGAGAGAAACAACUGUGACACAUUUCAAACUAGCGACCCUUCCCGGUCAGACAGUGUUGAGUCUGACGAGCUUGAAGACAGUGUUGAGUUCCUCUCCGUGCACAGCUACGACUCUGAAAGCUAUCUGUCAGCAGCUGAAUCAGUGGAGCAUCUUGUCAUGGGAAGCCAACAGUGGCAGAGCUCAUCAUCCCUGACAAACAGCCAUCUGUUCAGUCUGACUGGGAAUACUGAUGCUGAGCGAGAAACCCAGUCCUGUCCUGACAGUCUCUCCACUGACUGUGAAAGUUACGAAAGCACCGAUGUUGAGCCUACCCUGACUUUUCCAUCUGCGGCCCAAAGUGUUAACAAAACGCCUGAUGACGUCUCCACGUGUGGUAGCGACACACGAGGCGCGCUGCUCUGUGUGCUCUCGGAAACACCUGGACUCCAAAAUGAUGAAAUUAAUCUUUCAGCAUCUGGUUGCUCUUCAGGAGGUCAGCUCGGUCUCCCCCCUGUUCCAGAUGUAAUCCUUACACCUUGCCCUGUGGCCGACGGCCCCGAAACAUACGCCGAAGCCACAGGCCCCACUCGACCCGUGUUUGCCAUCUCUGCAUUUUGGGACGAAAUGGAAAAACUCACCAUAAAUGACAUCUUACAGCUCAGGAUGGGUAGAGGCUCACCUCUCAGCGACACAGAGGAAACAGUGACACCGAGUGACGAUGACUUCCCAAGAAAUCCCAGCUCUUUGGCCGACACCGUGGAGUAUAAUUCAUUUGAUGGUGGCCUAAUGGACGCAUCCGACGCAAAUGACUCAGACUAUUUCACGCAGCCUGACGAAUCCAAACCAGAUCGCUCGAGCUGCGAGUUCUCCACCUCUGACUUUGAAGAAGAGUACUGGCAGUUUCUAGGUGCCAGCAGGAACCCCAGUCCUGACCCUCGGGGCAAAAACCAACAAGGGACAUGCGGCUCACCUUUAGUCGCACGCGAUGAAGAGGAGUCCACGUGCUCUGAAGGAAAGGAGACACCUGUGCCUCCGGAGGACUUAGAAGGGGAAUCUUCAGAGGAUCAGGAAUCGGGACCUGCGUGGCCAAGACCGAUAGCAAAAAGCAAAAGCGUGCGCAACGUACAAGCUUUGAACACAGAGGGUUUGUCUUUGCUUGGCAAUGACGAGAUCAGCCUGUUUCUCAGCGGGAGUCCAUCUCUGGAGGAAAACAUGCUUUUAAAAGCAAGUGACAGCCUGGGAAUACCAACACCUGCACCUUUUCUAUCCAACGUAGACAAACUGGCUGAACAUACUCAAAUCUGUUACCCUGAAGUGUUUGAGGACUUUUUCACAGAGGACAGAGCAGAGAGAGACUCCCGCUGUGUCGUUGUCUUUGAUCCGGAGGACAUCUCAGCGGCUCCUGUGUUUGACUUCACUCUUUGUACGUUCGGCGAUGAAACGUCGCUCUGUCUCCUCCGUGAGUCCCAGCGCAGCGAGGACAAACCCAUCCCUAUUUUCUCUUGUUCUCAUCCCACCGUCAGAGAGCUCACAUUCCCAAAUCAGGACUACGUUUUCCUGAGCGUGGACUUCAAGGACGAGGGCGACAUCUCUCCAAUCAGAAUGGUUUCUCGCCGUUUCUUCCAGGGCAGUGGCUCUGGGACGUCUGCGGCAGCCCCACGCGGAUUUCCCGGCUGGAAAAGUUUGCUGUCGAUAAGGAAGAUUCGCUUCCACGACAAAGGCAGCAUCUGGUGCAGAGGGUCCGGUGCCUGGGUGUUUCCAAGUGAGGAGGUCACCAAAGAGAGAGCAGAUGCACCAGUAACUGCGCUCGCUUAUACUCCUUCUCAGCUGUGUAGAGAGCUGGCAGUGCAGCAGAGCCUUUUGGAAACUAUGCGGACAACAAGACGAGAUGGCAUCUUUUCCACACUGAAGCAGUCAGAUAUGUGUUUGGUCUGCAUCGCCUUCGCCUCCUGGGUGUUAAAAUCCUCUGAUCCAGAGGCUGCCGAUGCCUGGAAAGCAGCUCUGCUGGCAAACGUGAGCGCGCUGUCGGCUAUCCAGUACCUGCGGCAGUAUGUGAAGAAGAGGAACCCUUCUCGCGAUGAUCCCUGAGAUGUGCGCACAAGAAAAAGAUGUCAUUUCCAAACAUCUUACCCCUGGGUCCAGCAAACUGAUGAUUCAAGCCUAAAGUUGCUCAUUUUUAGUGGAGGUACAUAGUCUGCAAUAUUGUUACAUAGGUUUCUUAUUCCAUGAAAAGACUCCAGCCAAAUAUGAAUUGAUCCUGAUGAGUACUGUCUGUGUAACUGGAGUCUAAUAGAGCUUAAUCCUCUGUGACAUAAACUAAUGCCCGAACACAUGAGUGAACAUGGGCACUGCAGAGUCAAUCCCACAUACUUGGUCCUGAUGAUGUAACUGUUCACUCGCACAUGAAGUCAUGGACUGUACCCAAUUUCAAAGAAUUAUCACAUUUUUACAUAUAGAGAGUGAAAAGGCAAAUGUGCAGUAAUCAGUUUCAAAUUGAGUGUUAGAGCUGAGUGGGUGAGAGGGAUUAGAUUCAGUGUAGGCUAAAUGUAAAAUGAACAUGCGCCACAUUUGUAGCCAGACUUCAUAAUAAAAUAAAUGUAAAUGCUACAAAACUACAGUGCCUUUUUAAAAAAAAUCACAGUUAAUAUUCAAGACCUGACUUACGCCUUUAAAUUUUAGGAAUGAGAUGGCUUUAGGGUUGAGAGCCACAGACAGGAUAGAGAAAGCAAAAUACACUGUUUGGUUUUGGUCUUUUUAUGGGAUUUUUUGACAAUAACACAAUUAUAGCAUUUCAACAGUGUUAUCCUUUAAAUAUGGAAGAAUUUCAGUAUUGAUAUACGGACCAUUCUGUAAGUACAGAAGCUCAUAAUUUUUACCACAUGUUGUUUGUGAAUAUCCCGAUGUGCUCAGCAUGUCCCGUUGUACGUUAUUCAGCUGCUGUCAAGCUAAGUUGUAACAGAAGCUCUCUGAGCAGAUUCAGAGUGUAAGUGAAGCGUCUUUGUAAAGGAUAAAAAGAGAGGAUGAAAAUGUGGACGAAAGAUGUAUGUUGUAUAGGUAGGUCUGGUGUGUUGGGAAGUUACAAGCAAAGAACAGUAGGUGACUUGCAUUGAUUAACACAGUGGCUUUGUGACCCUUUAGUAAUAUAGUGUCUGCUCACAGGCUGCAUUUGAGCACUUCAGUAAGUCAGUCUGAAAAGAAGAAUAUAACUCUGUGGAGCAGAUUUUAGUUUAUUUUUCUUGUUUCCUGCUCCAGUAGUAGUUUAAAGGCCAGUGCACCUGCUGUGAUGCAAAAAAAGACUGUGUGUAAGCUUUGUGAAUGGCUAAUUAGUAGCUCUGCCUUUUUAUAUAUGCAAAACAAUACCCCCGACAUGUCCGUUGUUCUUCUCUGUUCAUGUGUUGCUGCCACUGUUUACAACACUUUUCUAUCUACCAGCAGAGGAUAUCUUAUCACUUAAUAUCUCUUGUCAAACAAGACUGGAUUCAUAUGAUUUUACAUAUAUGACAGAUUUUGUGCAAUAAUGCAAUAAAGAACAUGAAUACCC